UGAGGAACCGAUCGACAACCCCACCGCCACUCCCACCGGCGAAACGUUUAUGCAUCGAUAGGCAUGUGAUGGGUUAUCUCUCGGACAGCGAGAUCUCGGUACGAGGUGGUAGCUGUUCUCUUAGCAAGGCAGAAGGACCAGAGGCAGCAGCCCUAAAGGGUGAAGAAAAAUCAGAGGCAGCCCUAAAGGGUGAAGAAAAACCAAAGGCUGCUGGUUACUAUUGGUUUAAACUCAAGCUUGGAGAACCUCUUACCUCUGAAGAGGAGGCAAAGGCUGCUGAUUACAGUUUGGAGGACCUCCUCGAUGAAGGUCUCGAAUUUUGUACAAUUUGUGGUCAGGAGGACCACUGGGUUUAUUGUUGUGAGAAAUACUAUGAGGAAUAUAAAUGUCCAUACGGGACUAACUUCAUUCCCCCAGGCAUUAACCAACAUGACAAGAUGCCGUCUGAUGUCUGGACUGACUCAGAUCAAGAGCAUUUGGAUCUUUUGUGCAUCAAAGAUUAUGUCCCAGAGGGCUUUGAGUACCUGCAUACGGUCAGUGAAAUAAAAAAACAUACAUAGAAUUAUGAUUCAGCAGCACAACGAGAUCAAGGAUUACGGUAUGCUUUUAACCUCAUUUUACUGUUUGUGAUUAUAGUUACCUGGAAUUUGAUUGGCCGUAUGGCACCAUUCAAACUCACUAUCCAAUGUAUCACUGCCAAGAUCAACUUCUUUAACCAAUUAUCACAUUGUCCUUGGUCAUUGUUAAUUACAUUUGUGUACGAUUGAACAUCAAAGCUUUUUAGUUACCAAUUCCAUAAUUUGGGUUGUUACUAGAAGAUAGCUGUUACGUUGUAGGUUUUUGCUGGUAAUAAUUAAGUUGGUACUCUGUUAUUCCAAAUGUAAUGUCCUUUCAUUACAUUUUAUAAUGAGAUGUAGUUGAACUUGAAAUUUACAUGCAUCAGAAUAAUUUCCCGGUUCAACUCGCUGAAACUUUAGACAUAGUGAAUACUGAAUAGUUAUCAACAAAGCUUUGCACUUUGUUUCAAAUACUAUCCUUGUGUGGUUAAUGUAUUAUUUUUCUUGUAAUUAAUACGAUGGUGUCAAGAAAUAUUGAGUCAAGUUUUCCCUUUUUCGUACUUCCAAAACCAAAUCCAUUAUUUGGGAUGUUACUGGAAGCUGUUACAUUGGGUCAAAUGCAUUCAAUAAUUUAGGUUGUAGGUCUUUGCUGGUUACAGAAAGUUUAUUUUGUGUUUAAUUAUUUCAGUUGGUCUGCUGUUAUGUUUACCUGUAAUUUCCUUUGAUGUCACUUUAUAAUGAGAUGUAGUUGGAGUUUAUUUAUGAUUUCUCGGUUCUACUCACUGAUAAUUUAACCAGAGUAUAUGAGGUUUGGGCUUUGUUGUAAGUACUAUCCUUGUAAUUAUUUCAAGUUGGUGGCUUUGGGUUUUCUACUUGAACAAUUCAAGCUAUGGUUGAAUUUGUUUGUAGUAGAACGGUUGAUAAAUCUUAUUACCUGUAGAAUAGAAAAGUAGAACUGUAGAAGGGCAUUUUGUUAAAUGAGAGCUUUCUUAUUGUGCGAGUGCAAAAUUUAUAGGCAACAUGGAGUAAUAGAAAAUUUACUCUUUGUUGAUGGGAUCAUAGAUGUUACUGCAUCUGCAGCGUGUUUAUUUAUAUGUUUCAUCAAAGAUUCAUUUUUGCUGAUUUUAUGACUUGAUAUUGUUAUAUUCCUUAUUAAUGAAUGUCAUGUCCCAAUAGUACUGAUUUUUUGAGUUUUGUCAUCAUCAUA
Messenger RNA from Rosa rugosa (rugosa rose), 1764 nucleotides. RefSeq lists its product as uncharacterized. The record is from RefSeq and is a predicted model, not a curated record. The transcript is spliced from 3 exons. NCBI's taxonomy places the organism in Eukaryota, Viridiplantae, Streptophyta, Magnoliopsida, Rosales, Rosaceae. The coding region runs from base 69 to 560 and encodes 163 amino acids.